This is a messenger RNA of Cuscuta campestris, 2686 nucleotides long. The record is from the annotation of a GenBank genome assembly. NCBI's taxonomy places the organism in Eukaryota, Viridiplantae, Streptophyta, Magnoliopsida, Solanales, Convolvulaceae.
GCCCACAGCCUUGCCCACUCCUGGCUCCAGCGGUUAUAUUGUCCGUUUUCUACUGUCACGUCUUCCCAUUUCCCAACUCUUCUUCACUUCACUCGUUCAACCUCUUUUCGAAACGCUCUCGCUCCCAUUCCCAUUCCCACUCCAUCUCCGAUCAAAAAAUUCUAGCGAGAGAGAAUCGAUCAAUCAUGAGGGAGAUCCUGCACAUUCAGGGAGGCCAAUGCGGCAACCAAAUCGGCUCCAAGUUCUGGGAAGUCAUCUGCGACGAGCACGGCGUUGAUCCUACCGGCCGUUACAAGGGCGGAGAAACCGCCGACGCCGUCUCUGACAUCCAACUCGAGCGCAUCAAUGUCUAUUUCAAUGAGGCUUCCGGCGGCCGCUAUGUCCCCCGCGCUGUCCUCAUGGAUCUGGAGCCCGGUACCAUGGACAGUAUCCGAUCAGGACCUUACGGCCAGAUCUUCAGGCCUGAUAACUUCGUCUUCGGACAGUCUGGUGCCGGAAACAACUGGGCCAAGGGUCACUACACCGAAGGCGCUGAGUUGAUCGAUGCGGUUCUCGAUGUUGUUCGUAAGGAGGCUGAGAACUGUGACUGCUUGCAAGGAUUCCAGGUUUGCCACUCGCUAGGAGGUGGUACUGGAUCUGGGAUGGGGACUCUGUUGAUUUCAAAGAUUAGAGAGGAGUAUCCAGACAGAAUGAUGCUCACCUUCUCUGUUUUCCCCUCACCCAAGGUCUCCGACACGGUUGUGGAGCCAUACAAUGCUACACUCUCAGUUCAUCAACUGGUGGAGAAUGCUGAUGAAUGCAUGGUCCUUGAUAAUGAAGCACUCUAUGAUAUUUGCUUUAGGACUCUGAAGCUUAGCACCCCAAGCUUUGGUGACCUCAACCAUCUGAUCUCUGCAACGAUGAGCGGAGUCACCUGCUGCUUGAGGUUCCCGGGCCAGCUGAACUCCGAUCUCCGGAAGCUGGCGGUGAACCUGAUUCCCUUCCCGCGUCUCCACUUCUUCAUGGUUGGGUUCGCCCCGCUGACCUCCCGCGGCUCCCAGCAGUACAUCUCCCUCACUGUCCCGGAGCUGACGCAGCAGAUGUGGGACUCGAAGAACAUGAUGUGCGCGGCAGACCCACGCCACGGGCGGUACCUGACGGCGUCGGCCAUGUUCAGGGGGAAGAUGAGCACCAAGGAGGUGGACGAGCAGAUGAUCAACGUGCAGAACAAGAACUCGUCCUACUUCGUGGAGUGGAUACCGAACAACGUGAAGUCGAGCGUGUGCGACAUACCCCCGACCGGGCUCCGGAUGGCGUCGACGUUCGUGGGGAACUCGACGUCCAUCCAGGAGAUGUUCCGGAGGGUGAGCGAGCAGUUCACGGCGAUGUUCCGGCGGAAGGCGUUCUUGCACUGGUACACCGGGGAAGGAAUGGACGAGAUGGAGUUCACCGAGGCGGAGAGCAAUAUGAAUGACUUGGUGGCGGAGUAUCAGCAGUACCAGGACGCCACCGCCGACGAUGAGGAGGAGGAGGAAGGCGAGUUGGAGGAGCAUGAAGGGGAGGGAGUUUUUUCACCCUUUCUGAAUUCACGGAGUGAAAGGCAAACCGCAAUGAAGGGAGCGAAGAAGCCGAUCAACGCCGUGAAGGCGUGGCUGAAGGCGCAGCCGCCCAAGGUGAAGGCGUUUCUGGCACUGGCAGUUGCCUUCUCCGCCAUCCUUUUCCUCCGCCUCGUCGUCGAGGACCACGAUAACCUCUUCAUCGCCGCCGAGGCCGUCCACGCCAUCGGCAUUUCCCUCCUCAUUUACAAGCUCACCAAGGGAAAAACCUGUGCUGGACUUUCACUGAAAUCACAGGACCUCACAGCUUUGUUUUUAGCGGUAAGACUUUAUUGCAGUAUUGUCAUGGAGUAUGACAUACAUACGCUGCUUGACUUGGCUACGUUGGCAACAACCAUAUGGGUCAUUUAUACCAUCCGCUUUAAGUUGAAUUCCAGCUUUAUGGAUGACAAAGAUACAUUUUCAAUGUACUAUUUGGUUGUACCAUGUGUUGUACUAGCUCUAGUUAUCCACCCAUCCACAAACCAUCACUUAUUCAACCGCAUUUGCUGGGCAUUUUGUGUGUAUAUGGAAGCUGUUUCAGUACUCCCACAACUGCAUGUCAUGCAGAAUACAAAGGUUAUUGAACCAUUCACCGCAAGUUAUGUUUUUGCACUGGGAGUUUCAAGGUUCCUUAGCUGUGCACACUGGAUUCUCCAGAUGAUAGAUACCCGAGGAAGGUUGUUAACAGCUUUAGGUAAUGGAAUGUGGCCACCAAUGGUCAUCCUUUCUGAAAUUGUCCAAACUUUUAUCCUGGCUGAUUUCUGCUACUACUAUGUUCAAUGCCUUUUUGGUGGGAGUCUUGUGAUGCGCAUUCCAUCUGGCGUAGUCUAACAUCAAGAUUUUGUGUAAGAAUCAAAUGGCACACUAGUGAGUGCCGUUUUGGGAGGGUAUUCACUUUGCUUUGUUGGAAUCCCAUCUUUCAAUAGGUAUACAUUUUGCUGUCUAGGCUGCUGCAUGGUGCCACUUCAGUUUAUACACUUCACAGAGUAGAAUGUAGAUGUACUUAUAUUAUCACCCAAUAUGUUGCAACCAAACUAGGCAAGGAGAGUAUACAAGGUCAUUAUGUAUUUGUGGGUUUUUGCAAUGUGGCAAAGAUGUUUUGUCAUAUA